Plasmodium gonderi is the source of this 879-nucleotide messenger RNA. Its product is annotated as variable surface protein. Lineage: Eukaryota; Apicomplexa; Aconoidasida; Haemosporida; Plasmodiidae. Bases 1 to 879 code for a protein of 292 amino acids. The transcript is spliced from 3 exons. The record is from RefSeq and is a predicted model, not a curated record.
AUGAGUAAGAGUAUUUAUGGCUACAUAAAUUUAUUUCCUGUAUGUGAGAGAACUAAGAAUUCUAUUACAAAGGAUAAUGAAGGCGCGUUCAAUUCAGUCUGUUUAGAAGACACUAAUAUAUCAGAAGAUAUAAAAUCCGAUUUUAAUAGCAUUUGCAAAAAUGUUUUGUCAUAUUUUAAUAUGAUGGAAAAAGGAAAACAUUCAGAUAAUAAUAUUUUGGAUGGAACCUGUGUAUACUUACAUUAUUGGUUAUAUCAAUACCACCUUAAGGAAAAAAAUAAUAAAAAUAUCAUUGCAAAAAAGCUUUGUGAUGCAUUGAUAAAUCGAAAUAAUAUAAAUGGAGAUCCUAUAUGCGAGAAUUAUAAGGAUUUUCAUAUAACAGAAGAUGUGUUAAAAAAAAUGAAGGAUCUAUAUGAUAUGAAUACUAAUGUUAAUAAUUUAAGCAAUAGUUGUACCAAAGGUAACACAUGUGAAUCUGCUAAUAAAUUUGCUUUAUCAUAUAAGAGUUAUAAGAGUGAAUGUGAAUCCUACAAGGAUGGGGAUUUUUGUAAAAUAUUAGAUGAAUAUAAAAAUAAAUAUAAUUCAAAAAUAAUAGACCUUAUUGAUGAUACUGCUAUGUAUGAAAUAUUAUAUUCAUUCCAAAGAAAUAAUAUCUUCCGUACUAUUAUAUCAGUAAUUGCUGGAGCACUAUUUAUACUCUUAUUUAUAUUUAUUCUUUAUAAGUUUUGCAGAGACAUUUCAUGCUUGCUUCGUGGAAUAAUAAGAAAGAAAAAUACACGCAAUAAUAUAGAUGAAGAAUGGAAUGUUUUAACGCUUUCUGACCCAUCCCCCAACACUACAAAAAAUAGAAAGCAUAAUAUAUCAUAUCAUUCUGCCUAA